This is a messenger RNA of Phyllotreta striolata, 1207 nucleotides long. The record is from the annotation of a GenBank genome assembly. Lineage: Eukaryota; Metazoa; Arthropoda; Insecta; Coleoptera; Chrysomelidae.
AAGUUGAAUUUUCCUGAAAUUAAUAUAGAAAAUUCGUUCCAAUAUAUCAGCAGCAGGAGCAGACAGUUUGUGCGGUUCGUGCCGCAGGACGAUCAACGAUCGAUUCCUGCUAAGGAUAAUGGAAAUUUCCUAUCACGAGCGCUGCGUUCGAUGCUGCAUUUGCGGAGACCAUUUGCUGCAUACCUGCUUCGUCAGAGACCACAAAUUGUACUGUAGAUUAGAUUACGAUAGGUUGUUUGUGAAAAAAUGCCUGGGUUGCUCCGAACGCGUCUCGCCCGAAGAAUUAGUAAUGAGAGCGAGCGAGAACGAGAAUGUGUUCCACGUGAGGUGUUUCGUGUGCGUCGUGUGCGGUGUCAGAUUGCAAAAGGGCGAUUUGUACGUCAUCAAACAGGGCCAGUUGUUUUGCAGGGCAGAUUACGAGAAAGAAGUGGAAAUGAUGCAAGGUUUUAGUUACGGUGAUUUCAUUUGCGACGAGUUGAUACCUACGAAUAGAUCGCACGACGGUCGCAGAGGGCCGAAAAGGCCUCGUACCAUUCUGACUACGCAGCAACGGAGAGCCUUUAAGGCUUCGUUCGAGGUCAGCCCGAAGCCUUGCAGGAAGGUCAGGGAGAAUUUGGCCAAAGAUACCGGUUUGAGCGUCAGAAUAGUACAAGUGUGGUUCCAAAAUCAAAGGGCGAAAAUGAAAAAAAUGCAGAAGAAAGCCAAGCAGGAGAACAAUAAGGGGAAGGAUUCCGAAAACGAGGAGAAAAAAUUGAUAGUCAAAGAGGAAGAACAAAGUCCUCGUUCGACGCCAUUUUUCAACGACAGCGGCAGCGACAACGAAGCAACAACGGACGAAACGAUCCUGCAAAAUUCCACAAAUAACAACAACAACAACAACAACAGCAACAACAACAAUUUCCUGCAUAUAAAAGAAGAACUCGACAACGACGGGCCGUUUUACAAAUCCAAUAACAACAUACCACUACACGUGUUCGCAGGUUUGGAUAUGAAUAAAAGAAGAGAAGAACACUUGAUGGGUUUGACGUUUGCAGGAAAUUUGAACGUCGAACAGCAGGAUAUUUUUAUGCAACCGCCGGUUGCUCAUCAAAAUCAUUUGCACAAUAAUUCGGGACUCAAUCCGAUUGAUCGAUUGUAUUCGAUGCAAAAUUCGUAUUUUUGCGGGGAAGAACCGAUGGAACAUUAAAUUAAUUCUUCUUCUUUUUUU